GGUAUGCGCAGUCAAAACUCAUUCUUCUUACAUCGGCCCGAUAAUUGUCGAGCUGUAAGAUUUCUCGGCGGAGACACUAUCAAACCCGUUAGGAACAAUGCGCGAGUGCAUCUCUAUCCAUGUUGGUCAGGCUGGUGUUCAGAUUGGCAAUGCGUGCUGGGAACUCUACUGUCUUGAACACGGCAUCCAGCCGGACGGACAGAUGCCCAGCGACAAGACCAUUGGAGGUGGAGAUGAUUCCUUCAACACCUUCUUCAGUGAGACUGGAGCUGGAAAGCAUGUCCCCAGGGCUGUGUUUGUGGAUCUGGAGCCCACUGUCAUAGAUGAGGUCCGCACUGGAACAUACCGCCAGCUGUUCCACCCUGAGCAGCUCAUCACAGGAAAAGAGGAUGCUGCCAAUAACUACGCUCGCGGUCACUACACUAUUGGCAAGGAAAUUAUUGAUCUGGUGUUGGACAGGACCCGCAAACUGGCUGACCAGUGCACAGGUCUCCAGGGUUUCCUGGUCUUCCACAGCUAUGGUGGUGGAACCGGUUCUGGUUUCACCUCCCUGCUGAUGGAACGCCUGUCUGUUGACUACGGUAAGAAGUCCAAGCUGGAGUUCUCCAUCUACCCAGCUCCCCAGGUGUCUACUGCUGUGGUGGAGCCCUACAACUCCAUCCUGACCACCCACACCACCCUAGAGCACUCUGACUGUGCUUUCAUGGUGGACAACGAAGCCAUGUAUGACAUUUGCCGUAGAAACCUCGAUAUUGAGCGCCCUACAUACACUAACCUGAAUAGGCUGGUUGGUCAGAUCUUGUCCUCCAUCACGGCCUCUCUCCGUUUCGAUGGCGCCCUCAAUGUCGACCUUACUGAAUUCCAGACCAACUUAGUGCCCUACCCUCGCAUUCAUUUCCCACUGACCACCUAUGCUCCAGUGAUCUCUGCAGAGAAGGCUUACCACGAGCAGCUCUCUGUAGCUGAAAUCACAAAUGCCUGCUUUGAGCCGGCCAAUCAGAUGGUGAAAUGUGACCCACGUCACGGCAAGUACAUGGCCUGCUGCCUGCUGUACCGUGGUGAUGUGGUGCCUAAAGAUGUGAAUGCUGCUAUUGCAAACAUCAAGACCAAGCGCACCAUCCAGUUUGUGGACUGGUGUCCCACUGGGUUCAAGGUGGGCAUCAACUACCAGCCUCCCACUGUGGUUCCAGGUGGAGACCUGGCCAAGGUGCAGAGGGCUGUGUGCAUGCUGAGCAACACCACAGCUAUUGCUGAGGCCUGGGCUCGUCUCGAUCACAAGUUCGAUCUGAUGUACGCCAAGCGCGCCUUUGUGCACUGGUAUGUUGGUGAGGGUAUGGAAGAGGGUGAGUUCUCUGAGGCCAGAGAGGACAUGGCUGCCCUGGAGAAAGAUUAUGAAGAAGUUGGUGUAGACUCCACUGAAGGUGAAGGAGAGGAAGAGGGAGAGGAGUACUAAAAUACUGGAAGGGAGUCAUUGUCUGGUGUAAGAUGAAACCUUUUACAACAAACAAAAUAACACUGUACAGUGCAUCCAGAAAGUAUUUACAGGGCUUCUAUUUUUCCACAUUUUGUUAUGUUACAGCCUUAUUCCAGAAUUGGAUUAAAUUCAUUAUUUUCCUCAAAAUUCUACAAACAAUACCCCAUAAUGACAACAUGAAAGAAGUUUGUUUGAAAUCUUUGCAAAUUUAUUAAAAAUAAAAAACAAAAAAAGCACAUGUACAUAAGUAUUCACAGCCUUUGCCAUGACACACAAAAUUCAGCUCAGGCGCAUCCUGUUUCCACUGAUCAUCCUUGAGAUGUUUCUACAACUUGAUUGGAGUCCAGCUGUGGAAAAUUCAGUUGAUUGGACAUGAUUUGGAAAGGCACACACCUGUCUGUAUAAGGUCCCACAGUUAACAAUGAAUGUCAGAGCACAAACCAAGCCAUGAAGUCCAAGGAAUUGUCUGUAGACCUCCAAGACAGGAUUGUAUCAAGGCACAGAUCUGGGGAAGGGUAUACAAACAUUUCUGCAGCAUUGAAGGUCCCAAUCAGCACAGUGGCCUCCAUCAUCCAUAAAUGGAAGAAGUUUGGAACCAGCAGGAUUCUUUCUAGAGCUGAUCGCCCGGUCAAACUGAGCGAUCGGGGGAGAAGAGCCUUAGUCGGCGAGGUGACCAAAAACCCGAUGGUCACUCUGACAGAGCUCCAGCGUGUCUCUGUGGAGAGAGGAGAACCUUCCAGAAGAACAACCAUCUCUGCAGAACUCCAUCAAUCAGGCCUGAAUGGUAGAGUGGCCAGAUGGAAGCCACUCCUCAGUAAACGGCACAUGAUAGCACGCCUGGAGUUUGCCAAAAGGCACCUGAAGGACUCUCAGACGAAAGAUUGAACAAAGAUUGAACUCUUUGGCCUGAAUGGCAAGCAUCGUGUCUGGGGGAAACCAGACACCACUCAUCACCUGGUCAAUACCAUCCCUACAGUGAAGCAUAGUGGUGGCAGCCUUAUGCUGUGGGGAUGUUUUUCAGCAGCAGGAACUGGGAGACUAGUCUGGAUCGAGGGAAAGAUGAAUGCAGCAAUGUACAGAGACAUCCUUGACGAAAACCUGCCCCAGAGCGCUCUGGACCUCAGACUGGGGUAAAGGUUCAUCUUCCAAUAGGACAAUGACCCUAAGCACACAGCCUAGAUAACAAAGGAGUCGGUACAGAACAACUCUGUGAAUGUCCUUGAGUGGCCCAGCCAGAGCCCAGACUUGAACCCGAUUGAACAUCUCUGGAGAGAUCUGAAAAUGGCUGUGCACCGACGCUCCCCAUCCAACCUGAUGGAGUUUGAGAGGUCCUGCAAAGAAGAAUGGGAGAAACUGCCCAAAAAUAGGUGUGCCAAGCUUGUAGCAUCAUAAUCAAAAAGACUUGAGGCUGUAAUUGGUGCCAAAGGUUCUUCAACAAAGUAUUGAGCAAAGGCUGUGAAUACUUAUGUAAAUGUGCUUUUUUGUUUUUUAUUUUUAAUAAAUUUGGAAAGAUUUCAAACAAAUGUCUUUCAUAUUGUCAUUAUGGGGUAUUGUUUGUAGAAUUUUGAGGAAAAUAAUUAUUCCAUUCAAUUAAUCCAUUUUGGAAUAAGGCUGUAACAUAACAAAAUGUGGAAAAAGUGAAGUACUGUGAAUACUUUCCGGAUUCACUGUAUGCAAAAACAAAAAGAAAUAACAUUCCUUUCAAGUUCCCACAUUUGGUUGUCUUUUAAUUGUAUUAAAUUGAAAAAAAAAAUUAUGAAUUAUAAGAAAAAAAUCAUGAGUUAUAUAUAUAAAAAAAAGAAUACAUAUUUUCUAAAGGAAAACAUUUUUCCAUAAGCAAAUAUAUACUUUACACAUUACUGAAAAAAAUGUCUAAAGAUAACCAGCCAGGCUUUACAACAAACAUGUUUAUAUUAUGCAAAUAAUUUGGUAUAAGUAAAAGGCUCGUGCUGAUAUACUGUAUGUCUCACAAAUUCUUGAAUAUUUCAAACACAAAUGAUGGUUUUUCUAGUCAAUUGGGUAAAAGAAUUCACAGUUAUAUGAUUUAAGAUAAUUUUUACUCAGAU
Molecule: messenger RNA, 3540 nt
Organism: Ictalurus punctatus (channel catfish)
Lineage: Eukaryota; Metazoa; Chordata; Actinopteri; Siluriformes; Ictaluridae
Product: tubulin alpha-1A chain-like
Exons: 4
Coding region: 98-1453 (451 amino acids)
Biological process (GO): microtubule cytoskeleton organization; mitotic cell cycle
Cellular component (GO): cytoplasm; microtubule
Molecular function (GO): GTP binding; structural constituent of cytoskeleton
Source: RefSeq, a predicted model, not a curated record